Molecule: messenger RNA, 4274 nt
Organism: Ornithodoros turicata
Lineage: Eukaryota; Metazoa; Arthropoda; Arachnida; Ixodida; Argasidae
Product: sperm-specific sodium:proton exchanger-like
Exons: 24
Coding region: 590-4075 (1161 amino acids)
Biological process (GO): sodium ion import across plasma membrane; regulation of intracellular pH; potassium ion transmembrane transport
Cellular component (GO): plasma membrane
Molecular function (GO): sodium:proton antiporter activity; potassium:proton antiporter activity
Source: RefSeq, a predicted model, not a curated record
GGUCACGCGCGGCUGGCUACAGUGCCUCCCGAGGCUUUCGUUGGUGACGCCGUCCACUGGCAGCUGUCACCCUUACACGGGCAGACACCACGUUCCACGUGACAUCACCUUUUACGCCACUUUCUACCUACGCACUGCUGAUGAGGUCUCAGUAGGGCUGGAACAGCUGUCCAAUGCUGGUACGGUGACGUUUCGGUUGAACUCGUAUACUUACGGCAUUGUUUGUUUACCGUGCACAACCCAACCGCAACGACCUAACUAAACCGUGUGAGGAGUAGGUACAAUCAGUGUUCCUUAACGUGCGCCAAAGCCUUGGCAACGAUCCUGUUUUCAUGUGCAAGAAGCCUGGUUAUCCUAUAUACCGAUGAAGUAUCUCUACAUAAAAGCCGAUAGACCGCCCAUGAGAUCUUCCUCCUCCUCGUUUUUUUUUCCUUACAAGCAAACAAACAUCAUCAUCAUUGUCACGGGUGACGAAGAGGCGGCCGAAGAAGAAGACGAAAGAGCUAUUUAGACGUGCUGAGUGUGCAGAACGUCCAUAUCAGGAACCGACAAAGCAGCAAAGACUGCGCGAUUUCGCCAGUGAUUUGGAAUGGCGGCAGCCGCACAAGAUGCUGAAGCUCUUUCUUCUACAUCUUCUCCGGAAGAAGCCAAUGCGAGUGUCGACAGUCUCGCUAUCCAGGGAAUGAUCGCCUUCUCCCUGAUAGCAUUUUCUGGUGUUCUUCGCCUUCUAGAAGGCAAAACGAACGUCUCGCACAGCCUCGUGGUCCUGACUGUGGCAACAUUGGGCUCGUACGUCAUGUCCCGCAACAAAGAAUCUCCAAGUUUUGCGGACAUGGAGUUAGGAUUCUCGCAGGGUGAUGUCCUCGUAAUGUUUCUUCCGGCUCUCGUGUUUCACACCUCGGACGGAAUCAAUUUCUACCUCUUGAGGAAAUGUCUGUCGGAGAUCCUGCUGUUCAGCGUAGGCACUACAGCCAUCAACACGUACCUCUGCGCGGAAUAUAGCAUGGCAAUGCUGGAGACCGACGAAGGUAGGCGAUGGUCCUUCAUUCUGGGAGCCCUGCAGGCCAGCUCGGACAGAGUAACCUUUUCACAGAGGCUCUUGAGCCCACAUAAACACCCCAUGCUGUUGACAAUACUGAACACCGAAACCCUCGUGAGCACCGUCUUAUCGUGGGACAUCAUCAAUUUUGCCUACACCCGGAUUCAGCAAAAUCCUAAUACGAGUAUGCUGCCUUUGGUGCUGGAACUGGUCUACUCCAUGACGCUGAGCGGAAUCACCGGUCUCGUAAUCGGCGCUGUCGUCAUGAGCUUGCUCAACCGAGCCGAAUACAGAACCACGUUCAUCGUCAUCGUGCUUAUGGGCUCCGUGUAUGCGACAUUCUUGGUGCUACAAAUUGAAGAUGGAUGUGGCAUCCUGGGCGUCAUAGCCUUCAGCACCGUUUCGAACUCUCACACGCUGGUUACGUCGACGGAAAUCGAGAGCGUGCUUAGGAGCUACUGGGAGGUCCUCCACGACAUCGGCAAGGUUCUUACUCUCGUUCAGGCGUCCGUGUAUAUUGGCGUUCAGCUCAGCCGAAACGUCAUCUGGAAAGACAUGACAAGUUUCUUCAUCACGUACAUCGUUUGCUUCGGAAUUCGGGCCAUAGCCGUGGUUUGCAUGCUGCCGUUCCUGACAUCGGUGCACUACUCGGGGCGUUGGAAGCAGGCGUUCGUGCUCAUAUGGUUGGGAAUGCGAGGAUCCCUGCGGAUAUGCCUGGCUGUCUUGUAUUUCACUGAGUUUAAGAUGCCAGCGGGAGAUGCAACCAGGGGCGUCGUCCAUCUCAUUGGAGUGGCAUUCCUCGUGCAGGUCAUCAAUUUGUCCUUCCUUGAGAGCGUUCUCAAGGCCCUACGGCUUACAGAUGACUCGUACAUGGAACAGACGACGUACUCGAAUGCCUUGCGGUACAUCCGACACGCGACCCGGGUGGCGACAGUGGCCCAGAAAUCCGAGGCCGCCUUGGAAAGAGUCGACUGGACUUGGGUCGCCAACCGCACACGGAUAGAAGCAUUGGACGGAACUGAAGAUAAUCUCAGAAAGCGCACCAUGAACAUGCUCGGAUUAACCAAGGCGGACAGGGGAGUUCCUCAGGGCGAGUCCAGCAUGAAGACGUUCGAGUUCGCAAUUGAGAAUGCCAUACGCAUUCAAAGAGUGAGCUACCAGAGACAGUACGUGGAAGGAAUGAUUCAGAAGAAGACCGAGGUUCUCCUGAUCGCUGCGCUCCAAUAUCCCCGUGCAACGAAGACAUACCUCAACGUCGACAUGAUCCGCGACCUCAUAGCUGUGCCUCCAUGGGUCUUGUGGGUGAAGACUCUCCUAAGUAGUAUCCGGCCUACUCACCAAUUCGACGACACGCUAGACGAGGAGACAGAGGACGAAGAGUGUGACUUCGACCGUACUUUCCGCGAAGAAGCUUUGGAUUAUUUCGAACACCGCUAUUACGAACUGAUUGUAGCCAGCACAACAGCUAGCUUCGUGUUAUGGCUGUGGGGCUGUUUUGAAUCUGCUUCACGCAGUCCUCUGUGGGCCACGCUCGGAGUUGUCCUGGAAGGUGUUUACAUGACUGGCUUCUUCACAGAAAUCGGAUUGAAGAUAUACGUUUAUGGGAACAGGAUCAUAGGCACGGAGUAUUCCAACCAGCUCGAUUUGCUACUGCUCUGCUGUUGCUCGAUUCUCUUCCCAACGCAAUGUGCGUUCGCGUACAUGGGUUUGCCAGAACAGCGUCGGUUGGCCAACAUAUUUCUGGUUCUCAUCUCCACACGCCUCAUUCUCCUAAUUGAUUAUAUUGAGGACCUGUGGGACUUGUUAUUGUCCGCGAUGCACCGUUACAUGGACUCCAUCAUAUACACGGCCUACGAAACCGGACUGGCUGUUAUCAAGGGCGAAGAAGAAGUUCGAGAGAAUAUUUGGAAGACGCUGGACGAUACCCUGGCUGAUAGGAUACGCGUUCAUGCAGGGGAGAACCGCUUAGAGGUUCUAAGACAGGUUGUGGAGGUGCACGCAAGAUUCCCUGGAGUGGCGGUUGCUUUUAAGAGUAGACGGGCCUGUCAGAGUAUUCUGAACGAGGUGCAGAAGGACUUGGUUCGCAUUUACAAAGAUGGAGACAUCGAUUACACAGAAUUCAAGAAGAUGAUGAAAGCAAUUCAUGUAUCCAUGCGUGAAAUCGUGAACGCUCCGUGUAGUUUCCGGAGCAGUUACAAGCCAAUCUCUGUGUUGCGAUCUGUCCCUUGGAUGGGAAGCGACCAGCUGCGUCAGUUCCUUGCGAUAAUGAUCCGUCCCGUAUCCUACGAGCCCGGUGACGUAAUCAUACGUUUAGAUGACGAGAACCCCCUCAUUGUCACUCAUUCAGGAAUAGUGAAGGGUUUCGGCGAAGUGGGCGAAAACGUCGACGGAGCCCUGCCGAACACUGCUUCCUUCCUAUACUUUUACAGCGACGGCUACUUCGAAGACUAUAUAGUAGCCCCGGAUGUGAUUGGUGUCCUGACGGUCGUCUCGGACAAGCCUUGCGUCACGACCGUCAUUGCAGAAACUGCUGUCAAUGCGUAUCAGAUACCAAAGCAGCGUCUCCUGGAAGCCAUAGAUGUGUUCACAGAAUGGCCCAGCUUCCGCUACCAGCUGUGGCGCCACAUCUGCGACACAUUGAGUACGCCACUUUUGCAGUCGCAGCCGCAAUACCAGACGUGGCCAACAGAAAAGGUGAAGCAUCGUCUGGAAAACAUGUUGAUGCCGAAUCUGAUGAACGCUAAGAGUUUUCACGUCAGCCCCGACAUCGAGGAUCUGUUGCUUAUUCAGGGGCGCAUUAUGGACGCUAUGACGGAGGAGGAAUACUUCGCCCCUCUGUACGUCCCAAAAGAAGUCACAAGGAUAUUGUUCCCUGGAGAAGUAUACAGUCGUCCUUGCCCAGUGAUGGUCAUCGUAGCAAACAAGCACUACCGCCUGCCAUCAAGUAUCGAUUGGGAGAAGGCGGAGAGAAAAGUGAAAGGACAAGAUUUAUCGGACUAUAGUUUUUUCAACAGAUACAUGUUCUCAAAUAUGUAAAAGGUAGCGGGUAACAGGUCUGAAAGUUGCGGGACAUCGAAACACGGAUUCCACGCUAGCAUCAGUUAAUUGUUUUCUACGCAUUUUAUUAUGCACCGAGAUACAUAGAGCACGAUUCAGCCUGAAGUAUGGAACUUUUGGAAGUAACUUUACGCAUGCUGAAAUAAAGUCUCAUAUGCGUAUAUGUAUUAUUAAUUUU